AUGCUCGACACUCUACCAAUAACCCCCUACGCCGAAGCAAGCGCCACCCCCGUUCGUCUUCCCCCGGACCUCCCUAUCGAAAUAAUCUCCAAGAUCGUCAGUCUAUGCUGGCUUUCUCCUCUUACCAAUGUCGAGCGCAUCACCUUCAUGAAGUCGUCCGUGUUAGUGUCCAAAGCUUGGACUAUACUAUACAGUGAAGUGGCAUUCAAGGACGCUUUCAUUCCAUCGCUCGGGUACGCGAAGUAUUUCCAUAAUCUCCUCGAUGAUGCGUCGGCGAUUUUCGACGCCGACGUCCAUUCUAUGCCCGACAAACACUGCCGCUCGCUCACAUUCCAAAUCGAGAGGCCAACCGUCGAACUCCUUUUGAAACGCGAGGUACAAUAUAGCCCCGAUAACAACAAGAGCAUAUUCGACCUACUCGACUGGGUUACCGAUAUACCGUACCUCCCCCAUCUCCGACGCGUUUCUGUCAAAUACCUCGAUUGUGGGUACACAGAUCUCUUCGACAACAUGAGACUGGUCACCUUCCCACCCAGCGUAACCGACCUCGACAUCUCAUAUACGUUCAGACCCAACGUGCCCUCCCACUUCAUCCACCAGUUGCAGAAGACAUAUCCGGCCACCUCGCCAGAGGGGCUUCCGCUCAAUCACGUCAAGAAGUUGAGCGUCUUCGGUGGAGGUGUCUCCGCGACACUCGCGUUGCUGGUGACGAGCUGUGUCGGUCUGGAUGCAGUUCACACGGAUUUAGGCAAGGGUACACCUAGUAGAGAAGAGAAGGAGUAUCUAUCGACACUCAGGGAGCCUGCUAUCAGCCCUCACCUACUCCCUAUCUUAUUUAGUAUUUAA
Molecule: messenger RNA, 846 nt
Organism: Pleurotus ostreatus (oyster mushroom)
Lineage: Eukaryota; Fungi; Basidiomycota; Agaricomycetes; Agaricales; Pleurotaceae
Exons: 2
Coding region: 1-846 (281 amino acids)
Source: RefSeq, a predicted model, not a curated record